Cylicocyclus nassatus is the source of this 972-nucleotide messenger RNA. NCBI's taxonomy places the organism in Eukaryota, Metazoa, Nematoda, Chromadorea, Rhabditida, Strongylidae. The record is from the annotation of a GenBank genome assembly.
AUGGCUACCGCUAGUGAGAGGAAAGCCCUACUUGCACCAUCCAGCGCUGAGGCGGUCAAUCGAAACAGUCUCUCAGCAGAAGACUCACACGACAAAGAUUUCAAAGAAGCAUUCGAUGAGCUUUCUUUGGAAGGGCCGAAGAAAAGUGAUGGAUCGGAGUUCAAGAAAGGAAUCAAAGGAUGGAUGAUGUCCAUAUUUUAUCUACUCAUAAUAUUUAUAUGUGAUGCUGCAAUAUCAGUCUUGAUCAUGUACCUGCUUUUGAUACAGAUGCGAGAAAGGCCUUAUUACUUUGGCAAAGGUACACAUGUUGGAGGAACCCCUCACGUUGUCUUUGAGCCUAAUCCGACGCGAUACGACGUUGUGACGAGAGGAGUAAUUAAGUUCAGUCCUGCAGAUCCAAGAACUUACCAAAACCUCAUGAUCCGGUAUAAGAAGAUCUUACGAGAGGAGUACAGCCCGAAGAAAAUCGCGAAUUGCUCGUCUAUAGUUGGCGUACUCAAUGGUGCCCCUACCAAUGAAUCCGUAUGUAGUGUCGAGAGCAAUAGUUACGAAGAAUUUGGAGAUUGUGCUUUGACAAGGGAGAACAUAAAACGAGGAAUGGGAUUCAGCCGAGCAGAGCCGUGUAUAAUGUUGCGCUUUAGUAAAGUUUUUGGCUGGUUUCCGAGUCACUCUGAAGACUCCGAUAGUCGAAGAUGCAGUUCCGAUGGCUCGUGCUGUAAUAAGAAAAGAAUUAGUUUCAGCUGCAGUUCGAGCACUUUGGAUUUGAAGUUGUUGCCGAGCGAUGGGAUGUCAACAUGUGCUUUUCCCUUCUGGAACAAGGACGGAUACGAGCAGCCGUUUGUGAUGUUGAAACUGUCAAACUUGACCAAUGGCAAGCAUGAAGUCAGAUGCAAACCCACAUUGAAAUCUAUAGAAAGAAUGGAUGAUGACACCCAGAAUGUGGCUCGUAUAAAGUUCGAAGUGUUUUCAUAA